Mesorhabditis belari is the source of this 5289-nucleotide messenger RNA. The record is from the annotation of a GenBank genome assembly. NCBI's taxonomy places the organism in Eukaryota, Metazoa, Nematoda, Chromadorea, Rhabditida, Rhabditidae.
AUGUCUCUUGAGGCCACACAGGAAACGAGCGAUUUUAGCGGAAAGCUUGUCGAUGUCGAUAUUGAGAAGGAGGUGCGUGACGAUGGAAAGGGAAUCGAGGCAACGGGACGAUCAACAGUAAAAAGGGGAACAUCAGCGAGACAUCAAUAUAUUCCCAUCGAUGAGAGCAUUCACGAGGGCUUGGAGACGGGUCGGAGUCAAAGCAACAGCACCGCCAAAUGUACCCUGAACAUUGCUGGUCCCGCAGCGUUGUCAAUGUGUGUUGGGCGUGCUUCGGCCUCCUACUCAGCUCGACGUGAGCAAUGGCCUCUUGAGUUGCAGCUCCAAUGUUGCUCAGGUCCAAGCAAGAGCAUGCACGGCGUGUUCCGUGAAUUCCAUCAAGAGGCUAGCUCUCCAUGGCUAUCCGGUGUCUUGAAACCCAAAGCUAACAAUGUCAUUUCGGGAGAAACGAACGACGUAAAUGACAGCAAGGAGAAAGAGAACGCAAUGAAGCACUCCAACUUCAAUUUCACCAUGGGGAACUCGUUAUCUGCGACGACUCCGGCGGAGAUCAUGCCCGUUGAGUUUUACAUCAACGAUUUUGUUGAGCAAGACUCUAUAGAAAGGCUAGGAAGCACACGUUUCAUGAAAGUCGCUCGUGGCAGAACGAACGAAAAUGGCUUGCAGGUUUUGAAAGUGUUCGUUUUCCCGGCGGCUGACCCCUCUCAAUUAACGGCGGAUCCAUCCCAAAUUGAGGCUCAUUGUGCUGUGAUUCUGCAAAUACGUGAUGCUUUAAUCAACACGGCAAAUUGUUGCACUGUGAAAAAGAUUUUGAAAAAAGCAAAAUAUGCCGUAAGCUGUCGACCUUAUCAAAAGUACACCCUGUUUGAUCGUUUGAGCACCCGACCGUUUGUUGUCGAAACCGAGAGACUGUGGUACAUGUACCAAUUGUUUAAGGCCUUACUACAAUGCGAAGAGUCAAAAAUUUGUCAUGGUGACAUAAAGAGCGAAAACAUUCUCAUCUCGUCGUCGAAUUGGCUACAAUUGACCGAUUUUGCUUCAUUCAAACCCGCAUUUCUACCAGUGGAUAAUCCUUCAAACUACACUUACUACUUUGACACCUCGAGGAGACAAACGUGCUACAUAGCGCCUGAGCGAUUUUUGGGGUCCGAAGAGUAUAGUCGACAAGAGGGCCGUUUCUUGCAAUAUGAAUGCCUUCGUCACUCAAUGGACAUGUUUUCAACGGGUUGUGUGAUUUAUGAAAUGGUUUGCGAUGGACAAGCACCGUUUUCGUAUGGAGGUUUGUGCAUGUACAGAGCAAUGGGACCAGCGGAAGCGGCACAAUUUCUGGAUACUUUACUUGCUCCAGUUUCAUCACCACUGCGACCACUUUUACGGAUUCUCCUUGCAAGAGAGCCAAAUCUCCGGCCAACUGCUUCAAAAGUUCUUGCUGAGUUCUCGCAUCUUUUCCCGCCUGUCUUCGAGGUGUUCUUGUACAAUUACUUAAAUGUUUUUCGAUCAAAAGAGGUAUCAAACUUGAAUAGUGUUUCAAUUGAGGAUAUUGAUGUGAAUCAUCGAUCGAUUUCUUGUUUUGAACCUGAUGAUAUUAUUGAAAGAAUAUCCAGUGAUAUGAAAACGGUGAUCUGGCCUCAAAUUACAGCGCAAGAAAAUAGUAAACAGGCAUCUGUCUUAUUUAUUGGUCUCAUCACUUCAAAUUUUCGAGCUUUGCGAGCGAUUCCUAUCAAAAUUGAAGCGAUGCGUUUGUUGCUCGAGUUCUCGAAGCUGACCAAUUCUUCGAUCGCUAUUGAUAGAAUACUUCCAUUCCUGGUUCAUGCGGCUUUGAUGGACAACGAAGCAACUGUGCGUGGAAGAGCCAUUCUCUCGAUCACAACAUUGCUUGCCGCAUUUGAACCAACGACACAAGAAGAAGCGGCCGUAUUUAUGGACUACCUUCUGCCAAAAUUUGAUACAAUCGCUCAAGACACAACUCGGCCCGAUUCAGCGGUUCACAUGACACUGGCGACUUGUUUAGGAAAAAUUGCUGAAACGGCGAAUAGAUACAUGAUCACGUCUCGUUCACUUCAGCAGGAGUCUGUUGAUGAUGAAACAUCGGGAGCUGAGGUGAUAAAUGAUGCUAAUCAACAUGAUCGAGAAGCACUGGCGUUGUUUAAAGCAAUUGCCGGCAUUUUUGUGCACCUUUGCUCGCGCGGCAAUGAAAUUAAACAAUGUGUGGUUGACAGGGAGUCUCUUGAGAAGCUACACGUAUUCACCGACUCGAUUAAAGAUUCGGAUUCCGGUUUUCCUUUGCAACAUAUGGUCACGUUCUUCAACAUUAAACAAGAUUGGAGGUUACGAGCCGUGUUCUUUGAUGCACUCCCACACUGUGUUAUUCACAAGAAAAGUGUCGAUAUUCUUCACGCGUUGCUAAAUCAGGGAGUGAUUGAAUAUGAAGAGAUGGUUGUCGUACGAGCCAUUCACUGUAUUGGACUUCUUUCGGACAGAGAUCUACUCGAAAAAGAAAGCGUUCAAAAGCUCUUCUUUGUCUUGACGCCAUUCCUCUCUCAUCCGAAUGAAUGGAUUCGUGGUGCCGUUGUCGACUUUCUGAUUGUACUCGAUUCGAAAUGGACUUUGGCUGAGAUCCAUUGCCGAGUUCUCCAACAUAUCGAUGAGUACUUAACACGGAAGAUGCUUCGUUUGAACAAUAAAACGUCGAUUAUCACUUCUUUGAAAGAGCCGAUUCCGCGAGCCGUUUGGAGUCAAGUGAUGGAUUUGGACGAGAAGAGAGUGGAAGAGUUUUGCAAGAUUCUAAACGACUUAAAAGUUCAACGGCUCAUUGGAAACUUCAAAGUGUCGGAUCCAGUGCUCUCGAGAAUCUUGAAUGGCAAUUCAAUCGAUAAAGAUGAAUCUUUAUUGCGACGUUUGGCCAAUUUUUCUUCAUUAUUUCCAGAAAUGGUUCGCUCAAGAAUAGCUUCAUCUAUGGAAACUCGAGUCACCCAAUACAAUGGGGUCAUCGAUUUGGCUUCGGAUUCAAAUUUACGAGUGGAAAAACACGAGCAUGUACUUGGCGAUAAAAUAGAGCUCUCGACAAGGAGUCAAGUGAUUGUCGAACCACGUCAAAUCGAUCAUUUUUCCGUUAACGAUGCUCCUCGGAUGCGAUCUAUCCGCGAUACAGUUUGUGAUGCGGCUGUCCGCGAACUUCUUGAACACAAAAACGAUCAGUUUCGAAAAACAAUAGGAAGACCGAGACCUGGAUCGACGACAAAACAAUGGCAUAACUCGCCAAAUCAUGGCACUCUCGUUGCCCAUCUACACGAGCACUCGGAAAGAAUCAAUGAGCUAGCUGUACAACCAACUGGUGAUCGAUUUGCUUCGGCUUCUUCGGAUGGCUCCAUUAAGAUUUGGAAUGCAAAACUAUUCAACGGUGAUGCUGCAACGGCGACAAAAUGUGAAGGAAAAUGCUCUUACAGCAAAAAUCAUAAAAUCCUGUCGGCGGGUUGGGCUUGCGAUGGGCAACUUUUAUGUUUCUCUGCAUCAGAUCGGCGGAUAAUUUGGGCGGAUGUUAGCAGUGGGAAUAACAUCAAAAUUUGUGGCAAAGUUGAAUUCGAAAGUGAAGUGGGUGCCGCUGAACAAAUCUAUGUCUCUGGCCAGCUUGCUUUUGCCCGAACGCAUCACGGAUAUUUCUACUUACUUGACUACCGAAUGCCCAAUCAAGGAUCACUGGGAAGACAUGUUGUCUGGCGUCGUCAGUUACCAAACAAUCAUGGAUUGGCUACCUCUUUUACAAUCGACCCUGAACGUGAGAAUUGGAUGGUUGUCUCGACGACAAACUAUGUUCUUUCACUUUGGGACUUGAGAUAUCCAAUCGAAGUAAAAACUUGGCAGACAACUGAAGACAAAGAAGCAAGAUUGCCAUUAAAAGUUUGGGCUCUUCCGAAUCAAAUGCAACACGCACAAGAGGGACCAGAGGUUUUUGUUGGAUACAUGCACCGGGGUCACUUUGAUUCCUAUGAAGUUCAUUCUGGAUUGAGGAAACGGGUGUUUUGGCCAUCUCUCAGCGAACCAUUAAAUUACAAUGCAACAAGGGAAAUAGAUAAUGAUCGAAAUGUCGCCACAACCUCGAUGGCAUUUUGCCCUGAGUCGGGCUUCAUUUAUACCGGCGAUAGCAUUGGAGCACUUCGACGAUGGAGUCUUGACAAUAUAACAGCAUGCGAGUACUUGAGUGGGCCACACCGACCGACUGGCGAGUUUUUGCGACAAAGAAUCGUUUUCGAUAUGUCUAUGCAGGCAAUGGAUGGAGAGGAACGACGAUAUUUUGAGAAAGCGGCUCCGAUUGAUCGGCUGGCAAUCGAUCGAACGAAAUCUCCGUUGGAAACAAAGGUAACAUCGGCGCAUCGAACAGCCAUCACUUCACUAUGCACUUUGCCCGGAAAUCUUUUGGCAUCAGCAAGCCAUGAUGGAAUUGUCAAAAUUUGGAACUUUAUCGUUCGACAACCGGUAGCAUACGAUUCGGUGAUGCUCACCGUGUUUGUGAUGCUAUCGGAUAGUGAUCAAGCGGUCCGAGAAGCCGUCCGAUCAACGUGGGCCAGUCCCGGGGCGUCCAAAUAUUUAAAGCACGGAUUGAUUCAAGUGAUUUUUGUGGUCGGCUCCUCUGAUCAUUCACUCACCGACUCCGAUCACGAUGUUUUACAAGUUUCCGUCAAAGAAGAAUACCGAAAUUUAUUGUAUAAAGAGCUGAUCGCCUACAAAUGGAUUCUCGAUUCUCAAAGGAAUGGCUUUGUGUUAAAGAUCGAUGGCUUGGACACUGUGGUGAAUUUAGAUCGUCUUUUCACGCAAAUCGCCAUCAACACCGAAGAGGACGGGAUUUUUUGUCAGUUGACGCCGCCAAAACGCGUGAAACGGAACCCAGUCGAUAAAUGGUACAUCUCAAGCGAUAACUACAAAGAUGAGACUUUUCCCGAGUACUGUAGCGGUCCUAGCUAUAUGAUCUCGAUGAAAUCACUACGAGAAAUCGUUACGCAAACUCGAUUUCAUCAACCAAUCUUCAUUGAGGACAUUUUCUAUACGGGCAUUUUGGCUCAAUCGGCUGGAGUUUCGAUCCGAAAUUCGGCGAACAUUUUCGCGAUAAAUUGCCCGGAGCAUCGCACGAGAAAUCACUUCCAUCUUCAGUGCAAUCACGAGGGAAAAGUUGAAACUUCAGUCAUUUCAGCGCACUGCUUUCAAAACGAUCUCUCAAGUCUCUGGAGACUUCUCCAACGGGAAACGUGCCAACGAAAGGCUCGGCGUUUACGUUUUCGCUCAUUACCCGAUAAU